CAACUGUUUUUUAUUAAAAGCACUUCCGGAACAGUCAUCUGGCAUAAGUGGAUCACAUCCGUAUCCUUUAAAUCGUACAAUCACUUCAAAUGAUAAAAUUGAUCUUGAUAUCAAUAAAUUUAGUUAACCACGCUACAUACUUUGCACAAUCAUAAUAAUUGUCUAAUCUUGACUUUGAACUCAAUAUUUUAUCAUAUCUGUAACUAGAGACUAAGUCUCUAGAUGGUGUAUAAUCAUAAAGUCUUGGUGAAGUUUAAUUCACUAAAUAAAUGUUUUUAGAGUUCUAAUUUAGUGUUCCGUUCCUGACUUAAGUUUUUCUAUUAUAUUAAUUUACAGCGUCUGUUUAACCAAUUGAAUAUAAACUUUAGUUCAUUUGAAUUAAAGUGCAGAUUCGAUUAAAUAAUAAGUACAUUUUAACAUUACUCUGAGGGAAACGAAUCAAAUCGAAUAGGGAGAAUCGAGCGCAGUGCCGAUUGGUGUGUAUUAACGACAGCAAGGUACUAACGGCUUAACGUUCCUUCCGAAACACAGAGGACCUUGUGAUAAUUAAUUUUUGGUCACCCAUCCAAUCCAAUGAGCAGCCACUGCGAAAAGUGCAUAAUAACCGUAUCGCAGUCCGAGCGCGUUAACUCCUGCGUCAUUGAACUACUCUCUGAUGACAAACUUAUGAGAAGUAAGUAAUGUUUUACUUUGUAAAGUGGAGUCUGUGGUUGGCGAAACUGCUGAGCUGCCCUGCAAUGUUACUACAACAGAAGAAGGGGACAAGCUGGACAUCCUCGCCUGGUACAAAGACGGAUCGUCCACUUCUUUUUACAGUCGCGACUUCCGCUCCGAUGAGGGCGGAAGCACAAAAUCUGGUCGCUAUCAACUGGUACGCGCCGAAGACAUGGUAAUGUUGAGGAUUGCGGCUGUCAAAUCGAGCGACGCUGGUGUCUAUAUGUGUCAUGUUGACCUUUCUUCGAGCCCUUCCAUGAAAACAUAUGUGCAACUCAAAGUUAUAGAUCCUCCAGAAUAUUUGUGGUUGGUGCAUGAAAACGGUACGAGACUCGGGGUUGCUUCUAAGGAUAAAAAUACGAGUGGGACCAUUGGACCUUAUUUUGUCGGAGACACAGUUCAUUUAUUCUGCAUCUCUUUUGGAGGCAAACCUCAACCGUCGUUAUCUUGGUGGAUCGAGAAACGUCUGCUGAAAGAAACAUCGACGCCACUGUCUCUAGAGCGGGUCCGCAGCGAUGUAAUGUACGGACCGCUGGAACGUGAAGACCACGGGCUGGUUCUAACAUGCUACGCGUCUAAUAACAAACAUACCAGACCACUCGCCAUUGACGUCACCAUCAACAUGCACUUGUCACCGGAAUUAGUUUCUUUACGCGGUUCGUCCAAUGACUUGAGUGCAUCAGGACGGGUACGGUCCGGUGAACCGUUGGAACUACAAUGCCGCGUGUUGGGAGCGAGACCGCCGCCGCCAGUUGAAUGGAGAAUAGACGAUAAUCAGCUCUCUACAUUACAACAAAACAUAACAACUGAAAGAUCUCAGCGAUUAUUAGUGAGCGAGAUUCAGUUGAGAUUGGGCCCGGAGUACGAUGAGUCCCGAGUGACUUGUUGUGCAGAGAUGUAUAAUAGAGGCGAAGAGAAAAGGUAUCUCUGUGCGCAGCCGCUACAUAUUGUUGUGUUGUAUCCACCAACUGUACAAAUUGUCGUAGAGAAUGAUUUACUCAACAACACCAUGACAGUAGUUAAAGGAUCUGACGUCACAAUGAAUUGUAGUUAUCAAGCAAAUCCGACCGUCGAUAGACUAAUGUGGUAUCACCAGGAUGACAUAUUCGCAAAGUACACGUCGAAUGAAGUGACUCCUACACUUGUGGUGCCUAAUGUCACGGAGGAAAUGGCAGGAGAGUAUGCUUGCGAGGCAACUAACGCGGAGGGAACAGCAUACAGCGAACCUAUCGUUAUUGACGUCACAUAUCCCGCUCUUUGCGAGGAUGAAGGUAUUACCGAAUUUGGGCUGGGCGAAGACGAGUUUUUGAAUAUAACAUGUAACGUGAACGGUAAUCCAACGCCUAGUACAUACCGAUGGGUCCUAGCUAACUCUUCCGUCACCAUAAACACUCUUCAGACUGUCGCACAAGAAACUCUGGAAACGGAUGAACCUACUUUACUUUACCAAAGACCUAGUGGUGUUCCUUAUAGUACAGUGUUUUGUUGGGGUCUUAAUGGUGUGCCUAGCAGUGGAUUAUCACACACACCAUGCGUUUAUUUGAUAACAGACGAAACGAUUCCACGACCACCUUACAACUGCGUCGCUACGCGAAACGCUGUUAAGGAUAUCAUAGUUUCAUGCGAGAAAGGUUAUGACGGCGGUUUGUCUCAGAAAUUUAAUUUUGCUGUAAUAUCUUCAACCGACAACAAAAAGUCGGUAGUAUCGAUAAGUAACAUAGAACCAAAGUUCUUAAUUCACGAGCCAAGCGAAGAAACCUAUAAAUUCGUCAUAACAGCUCAAAAUGAUAAAGGAGAAAGCAGCGAAGUUGAAAUAGACAAAAACAAUAUUGUUGAUGAAAUUCCAACAGAUUCUGAUGACACACCAAAGAGCGCUGUUACGAACAUAACUACGUUGACUUUGGCGUUAUGUGGCGGCGUACUACUGGUGGCGCUGGCGGCAUGUGGACUAGUGUUGUGCGCACAUGAGCGGACUGAUAGACAUCACUUACCCCACACUAGCGAUCCGCCACUAUGCGCGUACAAUACCGAAGAGUCGAACUGCGAUACAUUUCACGGCAGCGACGACGGCAGCGAAUGCAACGUUAGACGCACAGAAUCGUUCCGGCGAGCGGUUUCGAGAUAUCCGUCGAAAAAUUUUGACGUACGACGGACCAGUUCAUUCCACUCCGCUCGUUACAUGAACGAUAUGGCAGAGCAAGAGCCAAAGUUCGACACAUUCAGACACAGCGCAAAUUGCAGGGUGCAUUCACUGCAAAAUAUUAGCAGGAAGAAAGAGAUGGAUGCGUUGUGCGAUCACCUAGUAAUGCAACUACCGCCUGAAAUCAACUAUAAUGUUUCUAGACCCAUGAACACAUUCUACACAAUGCCGAGGAAAAUGAGACAGAAACUAGCAAAGGAACUCAGCGACGAAACAUCAGAGAUAACUCAGACUUCAGACGGGUUCUCUCUACCGCCUCCACCAGACGAAUACGGCAGCUAUCGACCAGGUCCACGCAUAAGAGACAUGCCUAAAUCUUCACCUACCUACUCUACAGUAAAAAAGGGAAAAGAUUCCCGAUCUCAAGCGAACCAACAGUAUAGUAACGUCAUAUCACCUAUGAACACGGUCGGACUGCCAACUGUUAGUGCGGCACAUAACAGUGUGUACAGUUACCCGGAAGAUGAGAAUAGAGCCCAGAAACCGAGUGGAAUUUUCACGACUUUCAAUUGCCAAUCUAGUGCUAAAGAAUCGGGGAUAUGAAUAUUAGAAUUUAAGGUUCGUUUUACAUUUAGAUCUCAUGAAUAUUUUAAUUAUAACUAUACAUUUUUUUUUUCAUUGAUAACUCGUAUUAUGUACUUCAAUCAUCAUUUAUUUACAAAAAUAGAAACUUUUACAUAGUGACUUUCUAGUGCCUUAUUUUUUUUUAUCUUCUCAGUUUCACAUGCACAUGAUUAAAAUAAUGUUAAAACAAUGUUAGACUGCUUUUGGUAUUUAUCGAAAAAAUAUUUCACUGCCAACCAAUUGUAUUAUUACACAAUAGAUAAUUAAGAAUUAUUAUAUAUUAUAUAUUGAAAGUCAAAUGUUUUCUAUGUAUAACAAUUAUUAGGAAUAAAUUAUUGUGAACUGUCA
This is a messenger RNA of Diatraea saccharalis (sugarcane borer), 3826 nucleotides long. Lineage: Eukaryota; Metazoa; Arthropoda; Insecta; Lepidoptera; Crambidae. The record is from the annotation of a GenBank genome assembly.